Passer montanus (Eurasian tree sparrow) is the source of this 1685-nucleotide messenger RNA. Its product is annotated as serum paraoxonase/arylesterase 2. Lineage: Eukaryota; Metazoa; Chordata; Aves; Passeriformes; Passeridae. Bases 16 to 1173 code for a protein of 385 amino acids. Gene Ontology annotation, cellular component: extracellular region. Gene Ontology annotation, molecular function: arylesterase activity. The record is from RefSeq and is a predicted model, not a curated record. The transcript has 9 exons.
GAAAAGUGCAAAGGAAUGUGUGCACGUGAGGACAUUCACUGCGCAGGGAAGGGAAAGAUAACUGCUGAGGGAGGUCAUGAACCUGCCAAGUGUGCUCCUCCGAAAAGCAGAAAGCGCAGGAGGCCAACACUGAAGACGGUCCAAGAGCAGAGUGCUGAAUGGAGGAACCCUGGAGCCCUGAGGAACAGAUUCAAUGCUUCACGGGAAGUAGCCCCAGUGAGCCUCCCGAACUGCCGGCUCAUUAAAGGGAUCGAAACUGGUUCAGAAGACAUCGAUAUCCUUCCCAAUGGACUGGCUUUCAUCAGCUCUGGCUUGAAAUACCCAGGAUUAAAGAGCUUUGCUCCAGAUAAGCCAGGUGAAAUAUUUUUAAUGGAUUUGAAUGAAGACAGUCCCAGAGCAGUGGAACUGAGAAUCAGCCGAGGGUUUGAUCUGGCAUCGUUUAACCCUCAUGGAAUCAGCACCUAUAUAGACAGAGACAACACCGUGUACCUCUUCGUUGUGAACCAUCCCCACCAGAAGAGCACAGUAGAAUUGUUUAAAUUUGUAGAAGAUGACAAUUCUCUUGUACACCUGAAAACCAUUCGACAUGACCUUCUGACAAGUGUGAAUGAUAUAGUAGCCAUGGGACCAGACAGCUUCUAUGCUACCAAUGACCACUACUUCUCUGACUUCCUCUUGAUGUUCUUAGAAAUGUUCUUGGGUUUAACCUGGUCAAAUGUUGUUUACUACAGUCCAAAAGAAGUUAAAGAAGUAGCAUCUGGGUUUUAUUCAGCCAAUGGAAUUAACAUUUCACCUGAUAGAAAGUACAUCUAUAUUGCAGAUAUACUGGAUCACAGUGUAUAUGUCAUGGAAAAGCAUGCUAACUGGAGUUUAACCCAUGUGAAGAUGCUGCAGCUGGACACUCUGGUUGAUAACUUGUCUAUUGACCCUCACACUGGAGACAUCUGGGCAGGAUGUCAUCCCAAUGGGAUGAAGCUGUUCUACUAUGAUCCUGAAAAUCUUCCUGCAUCUGAGGUCCUGCGCAUCCAGAACAUCCUCUCGGAGGAGCCUGUGGUGACACGUGUCUACUCUGACAAUGGCUCUGUGCUGCAGGGAAGCUCAGUGGCAUCCGUCUACGAGGGAAAACUGCUCAUUGGCACAGUCUUCCACAGAGCUCUCUACUGUGAUCUAUAGCUCGUCACGGGCAAGACCUGCUGCUGUGGAAAGGAUUUAAUUCCUUGGGAACUCACUUAGUUUCUGCUAGAUCUGCUAACAAGACUGUUCCAAUAAAGGUUAACUACAGUAAUGGAAAUGUAUUUUAGCCUUCCUCUCCAAAGUGAGACUUCUACACAAUAGUAAAGGACAUGGAAUUGAAGGUGAGAAAUUAGUUUAUCUGUGUAAUGGGGAGGAUCCCAUGUUGUUAACACAGGGUAACCUUGAAGUUCAGUUUCAAAUUGUAAAUGACUAAACUGUCAGACACUGAACUAUGUGCUGGCUGGAUGUUUGUUGUUUGGUUGUUUUUUUCCCCCAUGAGAAAACUGAUUUUGUAAAUGAGAAUUGCUGACUACAAGUGUGGUGUGCAUUCUUGUCACUGACCCUUGGGCCUUUCCAGGGACUGUGCUAGGCAUUUUUCUUCAAAACCUUCCUGUUAGCUUUCCCUAAUCCUUCCAAAAUAAGCAGAAGGAGAAUAAAUGUCAUUUCAGUCU